This is a messenger RNA of Hippocampus zosterae (dwarf seahorse), 2481 nucleotides long. RefSeq names its product platelet endothelial cell adhesion molecule. The record is from RefSeq and is a predicted model, not a curated record. NCBI's taxonomy places the organism in Eukaryota, Metazoa, Chordata, Actinopteri, Syngnathiformes, Syngnathidae. The coding region runs from base 139 to 1686 and encodes 515 amino acids. The transcript has 11 exons.
UUAUUUGCACGUUUCAACGAAGUGCGAAUGUGUGUGCGUAUGUUUGUGUGUUCUUGGAAAACUCUCAAAACUCACGCCUCACACCAUCUUUAUUUCAACGCAGCAUAAACAAGAUUUUCCUCAAUAUAUUCUUCAAGAAUGUUUCCGUACAUUAUUGUGGGCUUGUUUCUGGGGUCGUGUCACUGCAGCAAGGAAGGUGGUGUAAUAUUGGGACGUCCAGAGUUAUUUGGCCCUUCAUUGGCCUUGGUGACUGACGUUGCCGACUUUUAUUGUCUUCUGUUGAUCUACCCUGAGAAUCAAACUAUCCUAUUGGAGUUGUACAAGGAGGGAAACCGGAACAAGUUGCUGGGGUUCUACAGUUCCUUGGAUGGGCAGGUUGCAUCCUUUCCCGUCGUAAUCAGAACUUUUCAUGAGGGCAACCUGGAGUGUGUGGCCAGAGCGCAGAACAAUUCUCACGUCGAGCCCUCUGUCAGCAAUACACACUACCUCAAGGUCGUAGAGCCAGUUGCAGGUGCAAAGGUCACCAUUGAAUCGGGUGCAGAGGAGUUCUUUGAGGGGAGAUCACUGGAGCUGAGGUGCACUCUUACAGCUGGAAAUCAUGUCUCUUACAAAUGGCUAGUAAAUGGGAAGGCUGUCAUACAGUCACCGCUCCACAACGUGGCACAGGACCAGCUUUUCAUCUACAGAACCACCUCUGCAGACAGCGGCGUAUACAUGUGUGUCGCUACUAAUCGCUACAACACAACGAGAGUCUUUACAUCCGAUAGCCCUGAAGUGAAAAUCACUGUCAAAGACACGGUGUCCGACCCUGACAUUUCUUUCAAGGUACUGAAGGAGAAUUGCAACUAUUUUGCUCUGGUCACCUGCCAGUCAACCAGAGGGACGCUGCCCGUCAGCUUUUCUCUCUACAACAGAACAGAAUUGGCUUUCAAUACAACAGUUGAAGCGAGAAAAGCAAACUUCAAGGUUCCAUUGGUUUUGGACAAAUACUUGGGAUGGCUCCAGUGCCGGGCCAAUAAUGGCGAUCAGGUUGCACACAGUCGGCGGUUGCCCUUACAAAUUGUGAGGGUCGGUGGGCCAGUGAUGAUGCACUACGACUACGAAAUUGGACAAAACUAUGCUGUGAUUGGCCUCAGGUUCUACUGCAAGGCAACAAAAGGAUCUCAUCCACGGUACCGGUGGUUCCUCAACCAAACUCUUCUCCAAGGUCGAGGAAACUUUUACCACAUGGUCAAUCAGCCACCGGACCAGUCCAUCCUCCUGUUGUCCGUCGGGAGCAGCAGUGCAGGGACGUAUCAUUGUGAAGUGUCAGACAUCUUUGACAACACCACUGCCAUCAGCAGCCAAAAGCAGUACAUAGACAAAAAGGUGCUCAACCGACUCCCCGUUUCUGUGGUGGCUGUUGUCUUUGGAUGUUUCACUUUGUUGGUUGUUCUGGUCUCAGGUUGUUGUUUCGUUGGAUUGUUUUUUAGGAGAAGAGAUUGUGGAGAGGAGUCCCUGGUGAGCCAAGAGACAGAGAAAUUUGCUGCAUACGAGGACUCCUUAAAUCUACACUUGCAGGCAAUGUCAGGGUAUCAUGAGGACGGUGAUGUCGUAAGGUCAGCCAGAUGUGAUGAAUUAGAUUGGGUAAGAGCAAAUACAGUUACAAGAAAAAGUAUGAAGUGUGAAUCCUCUGGAAUAACCUAAAUUUUAGUCUGCUACCCAACUGUCAAAUCAAUGUAAUAAGAUCCGAGGUGCUGUUAAAGCUGCCCUAUUAAAAAACAUAAAUAAAUAAAUUAGCUUUGAGCUUCCUAUUCUCAUGGAGCAUUGCCCCCUGUGCCCAAUUGCCGAGAACAUUCGUAAAACCAAAAAUUGUCAAUUGGCACAAAGCUGGAAAUGGUUCCUAAAGUAUCUCCAAAAACCUUAUUGUUCAUCAGUCCAUGCGAACCGAGAUUGUUCAUGAAGAAAGUUUGGCACUAUUGGUACUCUCCCUAGUAGUGGUGGCCUAUAAAAUCAAAGUUGAGGUGACACCAUGAUUUGGGGUUGUUUUACUCCUUCAGGGCCUGGAAGCAUUGCUAUUUUCUCUGGGGAAAAAAAUUAAUUCCCCAGUUUAUCAAGAUAUUUUGCAGGAGAAAUUAAGCCCGUAUGAAGUCCAAAAGGAAAAACAACCCAAAUCACAGCAGUAAAUUGAGAACUAAAUUGCUUCAACGGAAGAGUCUUCUGGAGUUUCCCAAUCAGAGUCCUGACCUCAAUGAGAUUGAGAUACAGUAGCAUGGUCUCAAAAGUGUGAGUCACACCAGACAUCCCAAGAAUACUAACGUACUGAAACGUUUUGUACAGAGGACUGGUCCAACAUUUCUCCUCGCAGUUGGUCAGGUCUGAGGAGUAACUCCAGAAAACGUUUGUUAGAGAUUAUUUCUGAAAAAGGAGGCUAACACGGUUAUUCUAGGUUGAUACACUUUUGCUACCCUGCACUUGGGAUGGUUAAAUGUACUGUACUGU